AUGACAGACUACAAUACGCUCAAGGUCCCGGAGCUCAAGGCCGUGCUGGGCCAGCGAAAGCUCCCGCAGACGGGGAACAAGCAAGCGCUAAUCACGCGGCUGCAAGAGGAUGACGACAAAGCCGCCGCUGCUGGCGAGGGGGCCAAGCCAGAAGCCGCCAAGGAGGACGAAAUCACCUACAGCGACGAGGAGGCAGCCGUGUCCAAGCCGGCUGCAGAGGUGCCUGUCGCCGCCGCGACAGAGUCCAACUCCCGAGAGCCAGCCAAGAAGGAGGAGGCUCUGGCUCCCACUGACGCUGACGCUGCAAAUGCAAAGACGGAUGACGCGGAGCCCGCCCAGUCCUUCGCCAUCGGGCUAGCUUCAACGGCUGCCGAUGAGGAGGCCAAGAAGCGCGCGGAUCGAGCCAAGCGGUUUGGUAUCGAGGAAGACGAGGAUGCGAAGAAGCGCGCAGACCGUGCGAAGCGCUUCGGCCUCGAUCAGACGGAACUCGCUUCGGGUCUGGACUCGGCGCUGCCGGAGCGGCCUUUGAAGCGCGGCCGUGGUCGCGACGGUGGCGAUGGCCGCCCGGGCAAGCGUCAGAGCCUUGAUAGGAGAGGGCGGCAGGGGAGAGGGCCCCGGCAAGGAGACAGCAAGGAACGUGGCCGAGGCAUCCUGAGCGAUGCCGUGGAGAGAGCCAAGGCUGAGAAGAGAGCCGCCAGGUUUGCGGCCGUGUAG
Messenger RNA from Metarhizium album ARSEF 1941, 714 nucleotides. RefSeq names its product DNA-binding SAP. Lineage: Eukaryota; Fungi; Ascomycota; Sordariomycetes; Hypocreales; Clavicipitaceae. Bases 1 to 714 code for a protein of 237 amino acids. The transcript is spliced from 2 exons. The record is from RefSeq and is a predicted model, not a curated record. Gene Ontology annotation, biological process: poly(A)+ mRNA export from nucleus. Gene Ontology annotation, cellular component: nucleus.